Messenger RNA from Candidozyma haemuli, 2379 nucleotides. RefSeq names its product TFIIH/NER complex ATP-dependent 5'-3' DNA helicase subunit (gene RAD3). Gene Ontology annotation, biological process: nucleotide-excision repair; transcription by RNA polymerase II; positive regulation of mitotic recombination. Gene Ontology annotation, cellular component: nucleus. NCBI's taxonomy places the organism in Eukaryota, Fungi, Ascomycota, Pichiomycetes, Serinales, Metschnikowiaceae. The transcript has a single exon. The record is from RefSeq and is a predicted model, not a curated record. Gene Ontology annotation, molecular function: hydrolase activity, acting on acid anhydrides, in phosphorus-containing anhydrides; DNA helicase activity; ATP binding. The coding region runs from base 1 to 2379 and encodes 792 amino acids.
AUGAAGUUCUAUAUCGACGACUUGCCGGUGCUCUUCCCGUACCCGAGGAUCUACCCUGAGCAGUAUGCGUAUAUGAGCGACAUUAAGAAAACGCUAGAUGUUGGUGGCAACUGUAUUCUAGAAAUGCCUUCUGGAACAGGUAAGACUGUUUCGUUGCUUUCGCUUACGGUGGCGUACCAGAUGCAUUAUCCUGAGCAUAGGAAGAUUGUUUAUUGCUCUCGUACAAUGUCAGAGAUUGAAAAGGCGCUUAUUGAGCUUCAGAAACUCAUGGACUUCAGGUCUGCUCAGCUAGGGUACGUUGAGGACUUCCGUGGUUUGGGGCUUACGUCGAGAAAGAACUUGUGCUUGCACCCGGAGGUGUCUCAGGAACGUAAGGGUGCUGUUGUGGAUGAAAAGUGUCGUCGUUUGACCAAUGGCCAGCUUAAACUGAAGCUUGAGUCUGAUGGUGUGUCUCAGGAACAGAUGAUCCAGAACCCAGACCAGCUAGGGUUGUGUUCGUACCAUGAAAAGUUGAACGACUUUGAUCAGCAUGACUUGUUGCCUCAGGGUGUGUUUUCUUUUGAAUCUUUGCUUGAAUACUGUAAGAAGGAAGGUACAUGUCCGUACUUCACUGUGAGAAGAAUGAUUUCGUUCUGUAAUGUCAUCAUUUACUCGUAUCAUUAUUUAUUGGAUCCAAAGAUUGCUGAGCGUGUUUCGAAGGAGCUCUCUCGUGAUAGUAUUAUUAUCUUCGACGAAGCGCAUAAUAUCGAUAACGUCUGUAUCGAAUCGCUAUCGCUUUACUUGACUGACGAUACUAUGAAGAGGGCGUCGCGAGGCGCCAAUAAGCUUGCGGAUGCCGUGGACGAUAUGAAAGCCCAGGAUUCGGAAAAGCUACAAAACGAAUAUGAAAAGCUUGUGGAAGGUCUUCGACAGAAUGAGAUUGCUCGUGAGGAGGACCUAUUCAUGGCCAACCCAGUGCUUCCGAAGGAUCUCUUGGAUGAGGCUAUUCCUGGAAAUAUCAGAAAAGCAGAGCAUUUCAUCUCCUUCUUGAAACGUUUCAUUGAAUACUUGAAAACAAGAAUGAAGGUGCUUCAUGUCAUUAGUGAGACUCCGGUUUCUUUCCUACAGCAUCUCAAGGAGCUUACGUUUAUCGAUAGAAAACCAUUGCGUUUCUGUUCUGAACGUUUAUCGCUUUUGGUCAGAACGCUAGAGCUUUCUGAUGUUGAGGAUCUUAACGCCUUGAAGGAUAUCGCUACAUUCGCAACGUUAGUCUCCACCUACGAAACCGGAUUCCAGCUUAUCUUGGAACCAUUCGAGACAGAGGGUGCUACCGUACCCAACCCCAUUUUGCAUUUUACCUGUUUGGACGCAUCGAUUGCCAUUAAGCCUGUGUUUGAUAGGUUCUCUUCUGUCAUUAUCACUUCGGGAACAAUUUCUCCUUUGGAUAUGUACCCUAAGAUGAUGAACUUCCAAACCGUCAUCCAAGAGUCCUACACUAUGACCUUGGCCAGAAGAUCUUUCUUGCCAAUGAUCGUCACCAAGGGUUCUGACCAGGUCUCUAUCUCAUCCAGGUUCGAGAUCAGAAACGAUCCAUCGGUGGUUCGUAACUACGGUUCCUUGCUCAUUGAGUUCUCCAAGAUCACCCCAGAUGGUAUGGUUGUUUUCUUCCCGUCCUAUCUCUAUAUGGAGUCGAUUAUCUCCAUGUGGCAGAGCAUGGGUGUGCUUGACGAAGUGUGGAAGUACAAGUUGAUCUUGGUGGAGACGCCCGAUGCCCAAGAAACAUCUUUGGCUUUGGAAACAUACCGUAAGGCUUGUUCUAACGGCCGUGGUGCAGUUCUUCUUUCCGUCGCUCGUGGUAAGGUGUCGGAAGGUAUCGAUUUUGAUCAUCAUUACGGAAGAACUGUGCUUAUGAUUGGUAUUCCUUUCCAGUACACCGAAUCCAGAAUUUUAAAGGCGCGUCUUGAGUUCAUGAGAGACCACUUCCAAAUCAAAGAAAACGAUUUCCUUUCUUUCGAUGCCAUGCGACACGCCGCUCAGUGCUUGGGACGAGUCCUUCGUGGUAAAGACGACUACGGUAUUAUGGUUCUUGCGGAUCGUAGAUUCGCCAGGAAAAAGAGCCAGCUUCCUAAAUGGAUUGCCCAGGGUCUUUAUGAUUCUGAUACAAACUUAUCGACAGAUAUGGCGUUGGCCAAUGCCAAGAAGUUCUUGAGGUCGUUGGCGCAGCCCACUAACCCUGAAGAUGCCGAGGGAGUGUCGGUUUGGGACCUCAAGCAGUUGGAAGACCACCAAAAACAGCAACAAAAGAAGAUUGAUAAGAGAAUCGAAGACGACGAAGCAGCCGACGACAAAGGAGAAGACGAUUUCAUGGAUCUUGACGAUGCUGAUCUCGAGCUUCUCUAG